Molecule: messenger RNA, 2720 nt
Organism: Betta splendens (Siamese fighting fish)
Lineage: Eukaryota; Metazoa; Chordata; Actinopteri; Anabantiformes; Osphronemidae
Gene: cd4-1
Product: CD4-1 molecule
Exons: 13
Coding region: 763-2184 (473 amino acids)
Biological process (GO): positive regulation of ERK1 and ERK2 cascade; T cell activation; interleukin-15-mediated signaling pathway
Cellular component (GO): external side of plasma membrane; membrane raft
Molecular function (GO): protein tyrosine kinase binding; MHC class II protein binding
Source: RefSeq, a predicted model, not a curated record
GGUGGUGGUUAAAAGCAGGCCUUCACAGGCUGGGGUUUUCAGAGCGCUUCGCAGAGGGUCCGCUGGUAGCACACAGCGGACCUUUUCCGACCUCUCGGUUCUCUCUGCAGAGGAACAAGCAGGUGAAUUCGGUCUCUGCCUCUCUUGUUAUUACUCUUUUGUAAUCAUUAUAUGAUUGUUUUAAUUUGUCAUGUAUAAUAAAUUUGUAUGCUAUUGAUUUAAACUUCAAAGUUGAGUUCUUGUGAAAUCUCUGUCGUGUUUGAAGAGAAUAGAAAUACACGACAAGAGCAGCCAUAGAGUGGAUCAAUGGGACAACAAUGGUUCCAAUAAUCAACACAACGUGUCCAGUUCAGUGGACACUCGAAGCGUGAAAAGUGGAGCGCAGUGGUUCAGCUGCUGAUGCUGCUGCUCAACUACACCUGUGGAUCAGUGUCUUCUGGCCUCGCGGCGUGGAGCUUCGUCAGGUCUUCGUUGACUUUAGACACUUGCAAAGCAGAGAGAAUGGGAUCACAUCACAGUGCUUUCUGACUUCCUGUGUGUGUGAGUCUGAAAGAGACACCUGCAGUUCAUACACCAAAUGUCAGAGCUGAAGUCAUCUCUGCACUGAGCACAUCACAUACCAAUCGCUGGCGAGGGAGGUGCAACAGCACUUAAAAAGAAGGUGCGUUCGAUAAAUAUUCAGCAUUUCCUCCCGGCUCCAGAUCACUGAACACACGGACACGUUUAGCACGUAACGACAGUUAUAUACGUUUUUGCCCAGAGAUGAAGAACUUAAUUCAUUCCGUUGUCUUUCUAAUCACUGUUCUCUGCUCAAUGACAGUUUUAGGGGCAUAUGAGGAGGUGGUAUACGCUCAAGUGGGACAGACAGUUCAUCUCAAACCAGAAAAUGGUCAAAUUAAGCCUUACAUGUACUGGAACUGGAACGGAAUUGAGCUUGUUCACCGUAACUCCUUGACUGGCUGGGCAACUCCGAAUGAGAAGUGGAAGAACAGGGUGACUGGGACUGACAAUGGGCUGUCCAUCACAAACCUGGAAGAAGGCGACUUUGGGACUUGGACUUUAGCAGUAUUAACUGACAAAACUCAUGAAAAAUCUACAAUCUACACGUGUCAUCUGUUCAGAAUCACUGUGAGUAUGAAGUCUGUCCCUCCUCUGCUGGCCGGGGAGCCUCUGACCCUGGACUGCAACACAGCGACUCCACCAAAAAACAAGAAUCCAGAGAUAUACUGGGUGGAUCCCCAGGGCGAAGAACAGAGAGGACGCCAGGUAUCAAUCCCAAAAGCCACAAGUCAACACAGUGGACAAUGGACCUGUUUUGUCAAAAAUCACCAUAAAGAAAGCGGGGCCAUCAUUUCCGUUGCAGUUGUUGACCUCGCUCCGGGUCCUUCAUCUUAUCAGUUUACAUCUAAGUCCUCGGGUCUCACAAUUCCCUGUUCCCUGCCUUCUCACGUCACCUGGGACCAACUCAAAGAGAAGGGCCUUGAAGAGGUUCAGUGGCUGUUCUCACCAAAGCCCCCUGGUGACCUUUCUAAUGGCCCGAAACUGAAGCUCUACUCCCUCUCUCUGGAAACUCUGCAAUGGGAGGCAGUGCAGCCGCGAGAACUGGAUGCUGGAACAGACGUCAGUAAAGGAGACUUGUCUCUGUCCAAAAGGAAAGGGAAGGAAAAGGACGCAGGAGACUAUGAGUGCAUGAUGAAAUUUAAAACCCUGACUCUGAAAACGAGUGUACACGUAGAGGUGUUGCGAAUCAUCGCCGCCCCGGGAACAAACCUAACUUCUGGCCAACAGCUCAACAUGACUUGCAGCGUUGGCGCUGCCCUGCCCAGUGACAUGCAGCUGAAGCUUCUUCCACCUGUCGAGUCAUUGUCCCAUUUGCAACAGAAUUCUGACCAUAGCUCUACAAAUGUCAUCCUCCCGGCAGUGAGUACGGCGCACAGCGGAAGAUGGAGGUGUGAGCUGUGGCAGGGCGGCAAAAAGCUGACGUCAGAAGUGAUCACGCUGAAGAUAGAGUACAAGCUGAGUGUGUGGAUGCUGGUGGUCAUCUGCAGCGUUGUCGUCAUCGUGCUCCUCCUGCUCAUCCUGGUCUUCAUUUUUUACCGGCGGAGACAACAGAGGAUGCGACACCCCGGGCAUCAACUGUGCCGGUGCAACCACCCCAAGCCCAAAGGCUUCUACAAAACAUAAUAUUUCCCAGAAAGACAUUUUCAUGAGGACAGCAGCCGACUGAACUCCUGAACGGAGACAAUGGAUUAUUGCUUCAUAUCUCCUGAACUGUGGGAGAAAGUUUAGAACAAAGUUCAGUUUUUGUUAAAAUGUAAUGUAAUGUAAGAUGUUGUUACCACAAAAAUGUAUUUUAUCACUGUAUAUAUCAGCCAGUUAAAUUUGCCUUUACAUUUAUAAUGUACUUUUAUUUCCCUCCAACUUUUGGCCUCAAAGAUUUACCUAUUAAACCUACAUUAUGUUAGUCAUCACUGAUGUUAUCUAUUCACGUUGUGGACUUGUUGCAUGUCAGCAAUGAUUUCACUUUAUCACUAAUGCUGCAUUGAUGGACCUGUUUCUUUUUUUUUCUUUGUUUUUAAACGUACAGUACUUGUACACAUGAUGAUACUUUAUUGCUUUGAAAGAAAAUAUCAUUUUGAAAGAAACAUUUGUCGAUCAAAGCAACCUGUAAAUAUGUACUUGUCUCUAAAUAUAUAAUAUGAAUAAAGAGUCAUAUCUCA